CUCCACGAAAUGAAGAAGAUGGCAGUAGGGCAGCGAGCAGCAGCAUUGUAAAGAGAAUAUUUGGCUGGCCAUGGCGUGUGAAGAACCAGAGGAGCCACCUCCACUGCUCUGGGAGUCGUGAGGCCGCAAUGCGAGAAUCGUAGGAAUCCAUGGGAGGCAAAAAGGGUGGGAGUACCUGGUUCUCUGCCGUCAAAAAGGCGUUUAGAUCGUCUUCUUCCUCCCCUUCUAAGGACGAUUCGAGCAAGAAUGCGAGCCCCGCGCUCCAUCCUGAUCCGAUCGAUGUAGUCCAAAAGGAGAAGAAGCGAUGGGGAUUUCGCAGAUCUUCCCGCCGCGGAGGGAGCAACGCCAGCAAGCCUCCAUUGAUCCAGGCGGAAGAACAGCAGAGCAAGCACGCCAUGGCCGUGGCUGUCGCCACCGCCGCCGCCGCCGAGGCCGCCGUGGCUGCUGCUCAAGCCGCUGCCGCGGUGGUCCGCCUCACUGGAUCGCGCAGGAGCGAGGACUGGGCCGCCAUAAAAAUCCAGACUGCCUUUCGAGGCUACCUGGCACGGCGAGCUUUGCGAGCGCUCAAAGGAUUGGUGCGUCUGCAAGCUUUAGUGCGUGGCCACUCGGUGAGGCGCCAAGCAGUGACAACUUUGCGUUGUAUGCAAGCUUUGGUGCGAGUGCAAGCUAAAGUGCGAGCCAGGAGGAUCAGCCUGUCCGAGGAAGGAAGGAAGCAAGAAGAUCUCCUUCUCAAACCAUCCAUGGCCGUGGAUACAAGCGGCUGGAACGACAGUACCCAGACAACGCAGGAGCUCCAGGCAAAAAUGCAAACUCGCCAAGAAGCUGCCAUCAAACGCGAGCGAGCGCUAGCUUAUGCCUUCUCACAUCAGUUAUGGAAAGAUGGCGAUGCGCAGCUCCUCAUGGACUACGAUUCCGACAAGCCACACUGGGGAUGGAGCUGGAUGGAGAGAUGGAUGGCAGCUCGGCCAUGGGAGAGCAAAGUCAGUCCUCAAGACGAGGCCGAGCUCCUCCUCCUCCAGCACCAGCAGCAGCAGCAGCAGCAACAACAGCAACUCAGAUCAUCCUCUCGAAAGUCAUCGCCAUCGCCAAACCUCCGAAACAUCUCCACCACCAAUCCCGGGACACCAGGAACCCAGACUCCAAAGAAGCACCACCUCCGCUCCUCGGGAGUGAGCCCCCGGAGCCUACGAACCGCGCUGCUCAACACCGCCGCCUCCGCCAUCAUCGCCAACGACGAUCAAAACAGCGUUGCCUCCACGGUUCGCAGCACUCCCAGCUUGCCCGUUGGAGCUUUCGCUCGCUUCGCAAACAAGUCGAGCAUCGCGGCCAGCUCCAUCCGCGACGACGAGAGCAUCGAGAAUUGUAUCUCCCCGGCGGCCUCGUCCAACGUCGCCAUGGUUCCAAACUACAUGGCCGCCACCGAGUCGGCUCGAGCCAAGGCGAGGUCUCACAGCACUCCCAGGCUUCGUCCGGGAACUCCGGAGAGAGAUCUGGUGCUGGGCGCUCGCCGGAAGCUCUCGUUUCACGAACACGGAGGAGGAGGUGGAGCUCUGGCUCACUCGGGAUCCAUGAGAGCUGCCUCGAAUCCAAAGUCGGCCUUUUAUGCGCAGAGGAGUCCUAGUCUCAAGGGCUUUGAUUCUCAUGCCACUGCUGCUGCUUGAUCUAUCAUCUAUGCGUGACCUUCAUCUUCUUUGUUUUCUUUCUCUUUUCCUUCCUUGCUGCUUUGGAUUGUAAACUAACACUUGUGACAAAUCAUACUAGCAAUUUUGUGUUUCUUAAUAUUAUUGUUUUAUAUUAUAAAAUUAUCGUUAACAUA
Selaginella moellendorffii is the source of this 1816-nucleotide messenger RNA. Its product is annotated as protein IQ-DOMAIN 1. Gene Ontology annotation, molecular function: protein binding. The record is from RefSeq and is a predicted model, not a curated record. Bases 150 to 1661 code for a protein of 503 amino acids. Lineage: Eukaryota; Viridiplantae; Streptophyta; Lycopodiopsida; Selaginellales; Selaginellaceae. The transcript is spliced from 6 exons.